Acanthamoeba castellanii str. Neff is the source of this 393-nucleotide messenger RNA. RefSeq lists its product as uncharacterized. Lineage: Eukaryota; Discosea; Longamoebia; Acanthamoebidae. The transcript has a single exon. The coding region runs from base 1 to 393 and encodes 130 amino acids. The record is from RefSeq and is a predicted model, not a curated record.
AUGAACGCCCGAAGAGCGGAUGUGUUGCGGUUGUACAAGCGUGCGAUCGGUCUUGCCGGACCGUAUGUGGACUCUCCAGGAGUGCGCGAGUUCAUGCGAACGGAGAUGGUCCGCGAAUUGACCUCGCAUGGCGUAUCGCGAGAGAAGAUUCUUGAAAUCGAGCAAGUUGCGCAGAAGAGGGAAAAUUUGAUCGAGGCGUGCAAGGACAACGUGCGCACCCUCUUCAGGGAUCGCAUGGAUGAGAAGAAGCCAAGCGAAAUCGACUACCUGCUCCGGCAAGGCGAGGUCGAAUUGGCUGCGGUGGAGGACAAGAUCAUCCGACAGAAGCGAAAAUUCGGCAUGGUGAAGGAAGGAGGAGACAUUCGCUACGUCGUCACACCAAGCGAAGAAUAA